Molecule: messenger RNA, 832 nt
Organism: Maniola jurtina (meadow brown)
Lineage: Eukaryota; Metazoa; Arthropoda; Insecta; Lepidoptera; Nymphalidae
Exons: 2
Coding region: 1-684 (227 amino acids)
Source: RefSeq, a predicted model, not a curated record
AUGAUGACCGACCCAUUGAAUGCUCUUGACACCAAGAUGUGGAAAAUAAUACCUGAUGAUACCACUGAGCCGGCCGAACUGCGAGAAUUGAAACUGGAACUAGCCAAUAACACAUGCAAAUGUAAAUUAUGUGCUAUUCAUAAUAAUUCAUUGCUGGAUAUUGGUUUCGGGUGCUACGACAAGGAAGUUCAGGUGAAAAACAGCAAAAGUUUUAAAGACCGAUUCCCUCAGACUCUGUUUGGUACUAAAUCUCUUACAAAUGAUCUUACUUUUCGCAAAGAUACCUUCUGUCCCGAUUGCCACAUCGCCAUGGUUAUGAAUUUAUUAUCAAGCAAAGAAGCAAGAGUAUUGAAAGAUGAAGAGUCUGAAACCAAAUCGGAAAUGUUUAGUUGUGAUAAAUCAACCGAAAGAGCCGUUGUAUUUGCUGAAAAAACUACGUCUACAAAAGAGGAACUGAAAGGUCAUUCCGAAUUAUCCCUAUGCGACAUGAUGAGUGAAUAUUCUACGGAUAUGUCAACUUACUUUACUCGAAAUCGAAAACGAAACAAUGAAAAGGUGACUUUUGAAGAAAUUCCUAUACAAAAACCGAAAGUCCCGGUAAUAUCGCGGAACUGCCUUUGCUUGGAGAACUUUGUUAAUUCUAUUAGGCCGCCAUUGGCUUAUGGCGUCAUGCGUUUUAAGUAGCUGGAAUAAUUUCCACAUAAAAAUCCGUCUUGAUAAUACAAAAAUAUCCUACCUACUGCUUAAAGUUAUGCUUGGGUAUAUGAAGCAUCAGCUGGUGUCAUUUAGUAAUUUGUCUGGUUACUAGUAGUAUAAAAAAAAAUCAAGGUAA